UGCUAUUUUAUUUGGGCUUAUGGAAGGAAGGUGUGUUUGGCCCACUAUCAUCAUCCUCAACACUAAGCAUUGAGGCAGGGGGGGGAUUAUCAAGUUUCAAAGCACCUUCCUCUGCAAUCAGCUCAGCUACUCUGCAUUUUUAUCUCUUCCGCUAAAUUCAUUUGUAGGGUUACAAAAUAAAUGGGCUCAACGUUUACCCUUUCUCUCUGCUCACACCCAAAGGUAUAUUUUAGGAUCAGUACACGCCAUAGGAGCUUACAUGGAGAAGCAUUGUUCAGUUCAGGCUUCUUUUGUGGGCCGGGUGCCCUGAAUCAGUCCCCCACACUCUGCAUUAGGGUUAGCAGGGGUAGAAAAUGCCUGAACUCGAGGGGAUUAGUGGUGAGAGCGGAUUCGUCUACGGGCCGUUCUGUUGGAUCCUCUGUUUCCAGGAGAGCCUACAGGCAAUCCCAAGCUCCGGCCUCGCGGGUGAAUGAAAUUGCAUCUUUUGUUCUUCCCACGGGCGGCUUCGUCUUGCUUUCUAUAGUUAUAUGGAAACUAGUGGAGAAAUUUACUAUGCCAAAGCCAGCUAAUACUUCACCAGAGGAAAGUAAAGCUACCAAAGGCGUGAAAUGGUCAUUUGCGCCAGGCACAAACUUAUUAGCUGGCUUUGGUCAAAAGGUUGGGAGAGAAUCCAAGAAGAAGCUCAAUGAGUUUGCAAAGGAGCUCAGGUUGUACAGCAGUGUUGAUUUGUCAGGGCACAACUUUGGAGAUGAAGGCUUAUUUUUCCUGGCAGAAAGCUUAGCUUACAAUCAGACCGCUGAAGAAGUAAGUUUUGCUGCUAAUGGAAUAACUGCGGCUGGACUUAAAGCUUUUGAUAGUAUCCUGCAAUCAAACAUUGCCUUAAAAACUCUUGACUUGUCGGGAAAUGUUUUUGGAGAUGAAGGUGCUAAGUGUCUUUCAGGCAUUCUGGUGGAUAAUCCUGGCAUUCAAAAGCUCCAACUGAACAGUACUGGCAUAGGAGAUGAGGGAGCGAAAGCAAUUGCUGAGAUGCUCAAGAAAAAGUCAAACUUGCGCAUCCUUGAGCUUAACAAUAAUUUAAUUGACUAUUCUGGAUUUUCAGGUCUUGCUGAAGCACUACUUGAGAAUAGAAGUUUACAAUCCUUAUAUCUCAGUGGCAAUUAUGGAGGCACGUUAGGGGCUGCUGCCCUUGCGAAAGGGCUGGAAGGGAACAAAUCUGUACUGGAAAUUUAUUUGCAUGGGAACUCUAUAGGUGAUGAAGGUGUGCGUACACUAAUGUCUGGCCUAUCUUCACGCAGAGGUAGACUUGUUAGGCUGGACAUUAGUAACAAUUCCAUCACCGCAAAGGGUGCCUUCCAUGUUGCUGAACAUAUCAAGAAGAGCAAAAGCAUCCAAUGGUUGAACCUAUAUAUGAAUGAUAUUAAGGAUGAGGGAGCUGAAAGAAUAGCAGAAGCUUUGAAGGAUAAUCGCUCCAUAGUCAACUUGGAUCUUGGAGGCAAUGAUAUACAUGCUCAUGGUAUUCAUGUCAUUGCACGGGUCCUGAAGGACAAUUCUUCCAUUACAGUUUUGGAGCUUGGUUAUAAUCCGAUUGGACCUGAUGGCGCCAAGGCAUUAGCUGAAAUUCUUAAAUUUCAUGGGAAUGUGAAAGAUCUCAUGCUCGGUUGGUGUCAGAUAGGGGCUAAGGGCACAGAGUACAUUGCAGAUAUGUUGAAAUAUAAUGGUACAAUAUCAAAUCUAGAUCUGCGGGCUAAUGGACUUAGAGAUGAGGGCGCUAUCUGCCUGGCUAGAAGUUUAAAGGUGGUGAAUGAAGCAUUGGCAUCACUAAAUUUAGGGUUCAACGAGAUUAGAGAUGAAGGAGCUUUUGCAAUUGCUCAAGCACUCAAGGCAAACGAGGACGUGAGGCUGACUUCUAUUAAUCUUUCCAACAACUUCUUUACCAAAUUGGGACAGACUGCCCUAUCGGAUGCAAAAGACCAUGUUUAUGAGAUGAAUGGGAAGGAGCUCACUAUCGUUUUCUAGGCAAAUCCCCUUCCAAAUUGGCAACAAUGUUUUUCCGCUCUUUCGUCACUUGCAGAAUAGUGCCCAUUAGUUGAACGAGUUUGGCGGUACAUAGUUUUCUGGAAGGUCCGUCUAAUUUCAUUAGAGUUGAAGAGACAGACACAUAGACCUUGUUUGGGAACAACACUUUCGAUUAGCGUUAUUGUUUUGAAUAAUUUUUUAGUAGGCGCUAAAUAAUUUUGAAAAUGUUCAAACUAUAUGCUGCCAUUAGAUAGUUAAGGUGUUGCCAGAAAAGGACAUACACACAUUAGAAUAACAACCAAAUGUUAUC
Molecule: messenger RNA, 2326 nt
Organism: Cuscuta campestris
Lineage: Eukaryota; Viridiplantae; Streptophyta; Magnoliopsida; Solanales; Convolvulaceae
Source: the annotation of a GenBank genome assembly